AUGCCACUACUCUUGACUUUCACCCUUACAUACCUUAUCGCUGCGGAGCCUUGCUCCGUCGAUGGCUGUGAGGUCCCGACUCGGGGUCGGGAGCUCCUCCAGCGCUCCGCGAGCACUGCAGUGCAGGCGCCUGCACAUCUCCAGCCCGCUGGACCCAUCGGACCCCUCCUACCAGUGGAGGUGGAGGAGCGGCAGAAAUGGAAUCGGCUCAGCUGCAUCGCCCUGGCUUGGAUUGGAGCAGUCUCGCUGCUGUUGAUCCUCCAGGCCUGCACAGGGUCUCCGCGCAAGGAGACCCCGCUGCCGCUUGAGCAUUUCAAUGGCUGGCAGUUCUUGAUGGCCCAACUCGUUCUGAGCUUUCACUACAGCCCGGAUAAGCAAGAGCGACGCCACCUCCAAACAUUGACUUUUACUUCCGUUACCUUUUUUGUCUUCUGCUCUGGCUUCAUGACGCAGUACGCCUACGCGGACAAGAUGUCUGGUCCCAAAGCGCAUCUACCAGCAUUCUACCUCCGACGCCUUGGCCGGGUGCUGCCAUUGUACUAUGGCAUCCACUUUUCGGUUCUGCUCAUAUCUGGUCGGCCGUUGACGGCAGAUUUCGAGGAGUCUGUGCUGAUGUUGUGCAGCUGGCACGCGGCGAAGCCUUCCACCAACUUUCCAGCUUGGACGGUUUGCGCUUUGGUUUGGUGCUGGCUGUUGGCGCCCCUUCCGUCGCGCAUACUGCUGAUGGCGCGGCAGAGAUAUGGGUCCAGCUGGAUGUAUCCUUUGGCGCUGUGGUUUUUCCUGGUGGCGGCCGGCACAUGCAAUGAGAC
Messenger RNA from Symbiodinium natans, 809 nucleotides. The record is from the annotation of a GenBank genome assembly. NCBI's taxonomy places the organism in Eukaryota, Dinophyceae, Suessiales, Symbiodiniaceae.